AUGUCCUUAAAUCCACUAAACGAAUUAAAACGGAGAUUAGAAGAUGACAGUACUCCAUUACCGAAAAGGCUCCGUCUUGCUAAAAAUGUAAUACAUUCUGCUUAUUUUCCUGCUGCACCUAAGGAAAGGCUUGUUGCAGAAUGGUUAGAGAGCAUUACAGAGAGAAAUGGUCUUUGUAGUAAAGAUAUAAAGGACAUAAUUAGUUGGCUACAGUUUGCUGAUGAUUUGACUAGUGAUCUAAAAUGCAGACUAAUUAAGGUUGUAUCACAGUACCUGCACAGUAAUCCUUUAAACAAUGAUGACAUACAAUACCUCAUGUUGUUUCUUGAAAAUGAGAAGUUAUUAACAUGUUUAAGACAUCAAAUUGAUGAUUAUCUAUUUAUAACAACCACAUUACUUCAAAAUCUAAGAAAUGAUGAAACAGGAAAAAAUAUUUUCUGUCAGAAAUUACUACAUAAUUUAAUACAGUAUUACAGAGAAUGCAAAAAGAAAUUAGAAUUUAUUGUGAAAUUGUUAGAUGGAGAAAAUCUGGAAACACUUUUUAGUUAUUUAGAUUCAGAAUAUAGAAGUACAGUUUUAAAUGUCUGUCAAAAUAUUCUGUUUCCUAUCUCAAAGAAAGCAUUCUUUGCGAGCUUCCUUCAAAAUUUGAUACGAAAAGACAACAUAGACGAACUAACUGCUGAGAAAGGGGACAAUAUACAAUCAGUUAUAAAAAUAUUGAGUGUAUUUUUCAUGUUUCCAAAAGGAAGAACCGGAAAGGAUCAAAAAUUCCUAACAGAUUUUGUUGAUGUGUUUGUAACUUGUUUCCGUACUGAAAGUCCAAUUAUUUUCGCGUUUUAUAUUAUGGCUGUAAAUUCUUUAAAUAUGGUUCAAAACUAUUUAAAUCCCGCCAUGAAAAUGCCUCCGAUAACUUUUGAAGUAAAUGACGAAAAGAUUAAAAGGAACAUAUUUUUAAAAAUGUUGAACAGUUUGCUAGAAAACGAAAUUGAUAUUAGUGUCAAAUUAACAGAUACGUUAGGUGAAAAGAUAACAAGAGUAGAGAUAAAAAAGAAUUUCUUGACAUUCCUCCAAGCAACAAUGAUGAGCUUAUUGAAAUUAGAGGGCAAGCCGGAUAAAACAACAAUACAAAUUAUAAAAGCAGCAUUAAAACUAGAUCCUUCAAUAAUUGAACAAAAAUUAGACCUUAUUCUUCCAGCAAUAAUGACCGCUAAAAAGAACAGCUCCUCUGUUUUAGAAUCAUACAUAGAAAUGUUAAAUUGUUUGAUUGAAACACUAUUCAAACUCAGCCGAGGCACAUUAUUUAUUAAUCAAAUUCUUUCUCACAUAAAAUUGAGUUUAGAAGCAUUAAACGUAGAACAGUUUGAACUAACACAAAAAUUAAAAAACAACUUAGAUAACCUAGACUCACAAGAAAAGAUAAAAAAUAAAAUCAUAACAGGAUAUGAUAUAUUUCCUGAAGAAUGUGUAGAAAUGUAUGGAAAGUGGACUUCCGAAUUGAUGUUUCGACAAAAUAAAGGCUUGCUGACAUCUUUACAAAAAGAUUUAGAAGAAAAUUGCUUGAUGAUGCUGGAAGAAGGAUUUGUCAGUCCCUCGAUAAUUAUACUAACGGAAAUGAUGUCAGCCAUUUUGUCUAGCUUCUUCAGAUACAGCAAAAUGGCGGAUCAUACAGUACCACAACCGAUUGCCGAAGAAUUCUGGUCCUCUUUCGAAUUAUUCGAAGAAGAAUGCUUAAAAAAAUUUGGUGAAUGUGUUUUAAAGCUUACCUACAAUCCACCAUUGGUUCUUUCUUUCUUAAAACUUUGCUUAAGUUAUUCCCAACUGAAGCUGCUUAACUUAAAAUAUGGCAACACAAAGCUAAAAGAUAUGGCAAUACAAACGACAGACGUUUUUGAUUGUAGCGUUAUUCUGCCUUGCUUAAAAAGCGAUCAGUGGACAUCUCUAGCUCAAAUGAUACAAGACGAUGAAGCCAUGUUAGUUUGGGAUAAUCUACUCAUUAUAAAAACAAUGGCUAUAGAAUUUUUUAAUAUAAAACAUCCUGACGAAUGCCAAAUAGAAGCUGUGGUAGCGAUUAAAACACAUUUAAUUAAGAAUUUAUCAGAAAAUUACAAUGUUAUUGGCAGUGAUACUUAUUUUACUAGAGAAUUAUUUAGAAACUUAGAUGGAAGCCAAACAAAGCAGUUGGCGAAAUCCUUAGUCAAACUGUUUAUAAAUGGCGUCGUUUGUGAUACAUUUAAAAGUUACGCUGUUACUAAAAAUAGGACCUUAUUAAAUGCUCUUGUAUUGGAAAGUGCCAAAAAUAUAAUCAAAUUCUUCGCAAAUGACAACAUCCUUGCUAAAGCUAUGAAUAAAACAGAUUUUGACAUUGUAAGAUUUCUGCAAACGGUUAAUAUUAAAGAGUUUUUUAAUGGACUGACAAUAGACAGUGACACUCAGCAUGAAAAUAUUUUAAAAUACAUUGAAAUUUUAAAAGAUCUCCAAAUUCACAAUCUAGAAGAGCAAUAUCAAUUAACGGCAAUUUUCGUUUUGUUAGCUCUAAAAAAGUGUUGUCAUGCGAAAAAAAUACGUAGAAAUAUUGAUCACAUAUUACAAAUCACGUAUGAAUUGAGUCCGAAAUACCCAGAUCUGUACAAAAUUUUUCCUGUAGAUUUUAUAUUUUCGUUUGAAAAUAACGCUAUUUUAAAUCUAUUGACUUUAUCAAUAAAAAUGUCGAACAGCUUAUUGAUAGUUAAAAGUACUCUAGAGGUAGCUGUAAAGAAAGUGAAAACUGAUAGCAAAAUAGUGGAAAAUUUAAUAGAUAUUCUUUUGUCUAAGCCUUCAAUGAAUGUGUCCCAUAUAAAAUAUUUCGAUGACAACACAUUCCAACUUCAGUGCAUUAUCUUGCCUAUCAUUGCUAAAGAAAAAAGAGCAGCAGCAGCUAGUGCCUUUAGGGUUAUAUUGGCGAAUGCGCAAGAAAAAUUACAUCAAGCAUUGCUAGAAUCUUUUAUGCAUAUAGAUUUUACCAAAGUUGGCAGCUUAUGUGCCGAUGAUAAUGGCAACACUGAUGACAGUAUAGUGUCAGAAAGGAGUAUGGCAACAUUGAACGCUAUCGGCGCAUACUCAUUGACGUUGUUGAAGUAUUGCGAAAUGACUGAUACAGAGGCAAUAAAAAAACUGGAUUGCUUGUGGUCAGGAUUGGAAUUUUUUGUUCAGAAUGCUAUUAAAACAGUGGAGAAUCCAAAAGCGAAAAACCACCAUAUAGACUCGUCUAUACAACUCCUAAACAUCAUUCUGAGAUACAUCAAGAAACUGGAAUCUCAUAAAAUAUUUAAAGACAAAGAUGCGCUUUUUAAACAAAUCUGGCAAAGUAUAAAAGCAAGGUUGCUCAUGAAUUUUGACAAAAAUAAUAAAAAAAGUAUCAACAGCAAUAUUUUGGAGGGUAUUUCGGUAACAUUGAAAUUCUUAGCCGAAUUGUCCUCCGUGGAUUGUUUCGUGUCGCAUUUUGUUUCGGAUAUAAUCAGCUUGGCCGUUUUAAAGAAACCAUCCAUAAUCUUGAAGAAUGAAGACAUAACCAACUCCCAACUGACAUCACAUUACACAUCUAAGUAUUUUCUCCAACAUUGCCUUAAAGCAAAUAUUGUAGGCCCCAAGUGUAUUGGCCUAACAAAGCAAAUCUUUCGUACAUGUAAAAACGCCAAAUUCUGGAUCCAUCAGCAUUAUGAUAAUAACCAGGAAUUGGAAAGGGAUAAAAAGGAUUUAGAGACGAAUAAAGUAGAACAAAAUGAAGAUAUAAGUGACACUACGUUGCGUGUAGUGAAGGUAGACGACGCGAUUUGCGAACUGCUGAGGAUCGAUCUGGAUAUGCUUUCGGAAGUUGUUUUGGCAGCAAAAAAGAUGGCUUUGGACUAUAGAUUCCUCGAUGCAAUCUUCGAGCUUCUACAUAUGGUACAAUACAUUUUGGGCUGUAACACGAUAUCUACAAAGUGUGAAAUCAGUUGGAAAUCGUUCUUUGGAUUGUAUGAAGGCUGUAUGGCUGUAUUAAAUAACUUAUUAAUGUCACGAGAGGAACUAUUGGAAGAUAGGUGGCCCUGUUAUAUGCAAUGCUAUAAAACGCUCAUCUUGUGCUUAUGCGAACGAGCUAUGUCCUUCGACCAAAUAGAUCGAAGCAUAGAACAGAAGCUAGCAGAAACAGCACAUUCUAUUGAAAAGUUAACCCAAUCAAUAUGCAAAAGAAAAGCCCACGUGUCCAGAAUUGCAGCCUACGCUGUUGCAGACAUUUGCACAUGGAUCGAAAAAACAGCGCCACCGAAAUUGGUGCGGCAACAUCUAGAAAACUCAAUUUCCUUAUUGAUACAGUCAUCAGACUCGACUUAUGCUAUGGCUUUCCUCAGGAGAGCAUUAGCUGGCUCUAUUGGACAGACCACAAUGACUAAUAUGUAUUUGAUGUAUAAGAGAUACCAUAAAUAUGUUGGGAAUUCUUAA
Parnassius apollo (apollo) is the source of this 4458-nucleotide messenger RNA. The record is from the annotation of a GenBank genome assembly. Lineage: Eukaryota; Metazoa; Arthropoda; Insecta; Lepidoptera; Papilionidae.